Messenger RNA from Meloidogyne enterolobii, 610 nucleotides. NCBI's taxonomy places the organism in Eukaryota, Metazoa, Nematoda, Chromadorea, Rhabditida, Meloidogynidae. The record is from the annotation of a GenBank genome assembly.
AAUUAUGACAACAAUUAAAACUGUUGCAAUUAUAACAGGUGCCAGUUCGGGAAUUGGAAAAGCUACAGCUUUAUUAUUUGCUAAAAAUGGUUAUCGACUUUCUCUUUGUGGUCGAAACGAAGUUAAUUUAAAACAAGUUGUUGAUGAAUGUAUUGGGUUUGGGUUGUCUAAUGAACAGAUUGUGACGACUAUUGGAGAUGUUCGGGAAGAAAAAACUUUGGAUAAUAUAGUCAAACAAACUAAUGAUAAAUUUGGGCAAAUUGAUGUUUUAGUAAAUAAUGCUGGAAUAAUAGAUAGAGGAGGGGCUGAAACAACUCCUUUAUCUGUUUUGGAUGAUUUAAUGGAAGUUAAUGUUAAAAGUUUAAUUCGUUUAACUCAAUUAGCUGUGCCUUAUCUCGAAAAAACUAAAGGAAGUAUUGUUAACGGUUAUUUAUUUGUAAAUAAUAUAUUUUGUAAAAAUUCCUCUUUUAUAGUUAGCAGUAUUUCUGGAAUUUGUGCUUUCCCGGCUGUCACUUAUUAUUGUAUGUCUAAAGCUGCUGUAGACAAAUUUACUGAAUGUUUGGCUCAAGAAUUAGCACCAAAAGGGAUUCGAGUUAAUGCUGUGAAGUAA